AAGCGCCACCGCGCUCUGAGGCCGCCGAACCGGGGGAAUGGCAGCACGGCUGGCAGUUCCACGCUUGUUCCGCACGCAACACCCACUACAGGGACAACGUGUUCAUGCCCAGCCUCGCCAGGGCCAACCAGGCCAUGCUAAGGCUCCCGCUGCCGCUCCUCCCGCACACGUGCAGGGCAGCCGGCCACCCAGGCUGCCGGGCCCGGCUGGACGCGCUGGUUGUCCCCCAACAGCUGCUGCGGGACACUAACGCCGUUGUCCACAACCCGCUGGACCGCAGACAAUUAGACCUAGUCGUCUACGGCAUCUCGCCGAACGGCGCCCCGCUGUGCUGCGACAGCAUCAUGGUGUCCGCCCUCCGCAGGGACGGCUGGCACCGGCCGCGCACCUUCGACACCGACGGCGCCGCACUACUUGUGGCCGAAAGGCGCAAACGACGCAGGUACCACGAACUCACGACCGGCCAAUCAGGCCGCCUCAUGGUCCUCUCCUGCGAGGUCGGAGGCACGUGGGGCCGCGACUCCCUCCAGCUGGUACGCCUGCUUGCCAAGCAGAAGGCGCGGGCCGCACCGGCCCUCCUCCGCCGCUCCGCGGAGCUCGCGUACACCAACCGCUGGUGGGGGGUCCUGAGCGUCGCGGCCCAGGACGCGCUCAUGGCCACCCUGACGGGCGACGGCUACCUACCCUUGGGGGGAGCCGCCGGGGAGGACGACCCAGACCUGGCCGAAGUGCUGCUCGCAGCGGGCAGGGCCGGCGGGCGCUGCGGCCGCGGGCCGCCGGGCCGGGGCAGCUCUGGCGGCCUUCGCGGGCGGCUUUGCCGGGGCGCGGAGGGGAGCCGGCCGGGCCAGGGCCUCGAGAGCUGCUUCCGCGGCUUCUGGGCGCCGCCGGAAGCCUCCGGAAGCCGAGGCACGCAGGGCGGCUCGGCCGGGCGGGCGGCGGGCGGCGGCGGCUGGCGGCGCGAAGACCGCGCGGUGGCCAGCGGGCCCGCCGGGCCGCCCAAGGCGACCGCGGGCGCCGGCAGCCCAGCCAGGGGGUGGGGGAUGAGCCCGAAUUUGGCGACCAUGGCGCUCGCGCCCUCGACGGCCAGGAUGUUUUGCAUUAGGUAG
This is a messenger RNA of Prorocentrum cordatum, 1106 nucleotides long. The record is from the annotation of a GenBank genome assembly. Lineage: Eukaryota; Dinophyceae; Prorocentrales; Prorocentraceae.